This is a messenger RNA of Pogona vitticeps (central bearded dragon), 3219 nucleotides long. The record is from RefSeq and is a predicted model, not a curated record. NCBI's taxonomy places the organism in Eukaryota, Metazoa, Chordata, Lepidosauria, Squamata, Agamidae.
AUGGACUCCAUGUCAUGGGCUCUGAUUCCUGUGGCAAAUGUGGCCAUGAUUGAUUACACCCUGGAGUUCUUAACUGCAACUGGUGUGGAGGAAACCUUUGUCUUUUGUUGCUGGAAGUCUUCAGAAAUCAAGGAACAUUUACUGAAAUCUAAGUGGUGCCAUCCCAAUUCUCCAAAUACAGUGCGGUUUGUGACCUCCGACCUCUACCGCUCGCUCGGCGACGUGCUCCGGGACGUUGACGCCAAGACACUUGUUCGUUCUGAUUUCAUCCUGGUCUCCGGAGAUGUUGUGUCCAAUAUUAAUGUUUCCACAGCCUUACAGGAACACAGGUUACGGCGUAAGCUGGAGAAAAAUGUGUCUGUGAUGACAAUGAUCUUCAAAGAGUCCUCGCCGGGCCACCAAGCUAGGUGCCAAGAGGAUGAUGUUAUCAUUGCCAUGGACGGUGCUACAAAACGGGUCCUACACUACCAGAGAACUCGAGGGCUGAAGCGCUUCCGGUUUCCCAUGAGCUUGUUCCAGAGUAAUAUUGAAGAAGUGCAAAUACGGCAUGAUCUGCUGGACUGCCACAUCAGCAUCUGCUCCCCUCAGGUGGCUGAACUCUUCACAGAUAACUUUGAUUAUCAAACUCGGGAUGAUUUUGUGCGAGGCCUUCUGGUGAAUGAAGAGGUUCUGGGCAAUCAGAUCCACAUGCAUGUGACCUCAGAGGAAUACGGCGUCCCGAUAUCAAACUUGUUGAUGUAUGAAUCUGUGUCCUCUGACAUCCUGCAACGCUGGGUCUAUCCCAUUACUCCGGAGAGGAACAUCACUGAUGAGAAGAGGCAAAACUGCACUCAUUCCCGGCACAACAUCUACCGGGGGGCGGAGGUGAGCCUGGGUCAUGACAGCGCCCUCGAAGAGAACGUUCUCAUCGGACAGGGGACGUCGGUUGGCAGAAAAUGCCAUAUCACCAACAGCGUCAUUGGCCCCAACUGCAAGAUAGGUGACGAGGUAAUUCUGGAUCAGGCGUUUCUGUGGAACGGUGUCUGCAUAGGAGAUCGUGUGAAAAUCCAGCGGUCGAUAAUUUGUGAUGAGGCAGAGGUAAAGAAAGGGGUAACGUUGAGUCCUCGCUGCGUCCUCACUUCCCAGGUGGUGGUGGGCCCUGAUAUGGUCACUUUGAUUCUCUGGGGACUGCUCUUACUUUUUUACCCAUGUGGUUCAAUCAAAACCAACACUUGCUCCUUUUUUCUAGGCUACAACAUUGCAGAAGUUGGUUCAGAGGGCAGAGGGUACGUCUGGAAAGCUGACAGCGAGAAUGAUGUUGACCAAGAGGAGCAAACGCAGAGUCUUUGGGGUCCCACUUUGAGUGCAGAAGAAGAAAGCGAAUCAGAAAGCGAUAUCAGCCUGGGGUCUGAGCAGCCAGAUAGUCGGACAGCUUCUCCUCAGUUGGAUGACAUCAAAGUUUUCCAGAACGAGGUCCUGGGUACUCUGCAAAGAGGUGAAGAGGAAAACAUAUCGUGUGACAACCUGGUCCUGGAAAUCAACUCACUCAAGUAUGCCUAUAACAUUGGCCUGAAAGAGGUGAUGGAGGUGCUCAGCAGGGUGGUUCUGGAGUUCCCCCUGCAGCAGUUAAAUGCGGAGAAGGAUCCCCAGCACUACUGCAUGCUGGUAAUACCUUUACUGAAGAAUUGGGCUCCUGUUUUCAAGAACUACAUAAAACGCGCGUCGGAUCACUUGGACGCCUUGCACGCUAUUGAAGAGUUCUUCCUGGACCACGAGACCCUGUGCAUGUCCAUGGCCAAAGUGCUGAUGACUUUCUACCAGCUGGAAAUCUUAGCAGAAGAGAUGAUUCUUGCCUGGUUUUCUCAAAGGGACACUUCAGAUAAAGGCCGACAGCUCCGUAAAAACCAGCGGCUUCAAAAGUUUAUCCAGUGGCUGGAGGAAGCUGAAGAGGAGUCGUCCGAGGGAGACGAAAACUAAAGGGGCCGCCUCCAUCAGAAAAGAGACGCCGCUGCUCCCAGUUUCUAAGAGGAGGAAGGACCACGGCCGCCCCGGGCUUUGCCUGACAAGGUGGCAGCGCAAGAGCAAGACCACCCCCCCAAUGCAUGGCGUGUUCCGUGUGGGACCUGAAAAUCCAAGUGGACUGACAAUCCCAUUGUUGUUUUAUACUCCUAACUGACACCCCCCCUGGAAAGGCACUCAGGUGGGAGACCCACCCCGGGGGUGGGGGGGAUAAACCAGAGAAGUGCACAAAGCUGAAGAUCUAUCUGAAGCGCUCUGUGUGGGUGUGAAGACAGUGAAUAAGAGAUUAUCCAUCGGAGGGCCUGGGGAGAGGGGGAGGGAACUGGUGCAGAUACGGAUGGCAAGAGAGGGCAGCUUGUGCACGUUCUGUCUCAACUGUGGUUGUUCAUGUCUGCCCCACUUCUGCGUUGUGCAGCAGAGGUCCUGCAAGACCACCUUUCCCAGGCGUCCUUGACCUUCCUGGAGUGCCAGGUGUGUAGAUGGUCUCCCACCCGUUGUUUUAAGGACUCACUGGUAUUACAGAAAAGAAACAGGCACAGGGAUCUUGUAACCCAUGCUCUGGAUUGAUAGGAGAAGGUGUGCUCUUAUUGAAGGGUAGAGGUUGUCCAUGGAUGCGGAGCGAUUCGGCCACAAGGGAAAAGACACCCACCUUUCCAGAAGGAGAGGUUUCUGUGUACGUAGUUAGACUAACUUUCCUUUCUGCUUGGAUGUCCACUUGACCCGACUAUAGCCUUUGCCAAAAUCAUGGAGCCUUUUCUGUUUCACUUCUGUUUGUACAAAAUGGGGAAAGAGUUCACCUACCUCAAAGGUACCUCAGUUCGUACAUGGAAAAUUCUGUAAUGAUAGUGGUUCUUUCACUCGCGAUGGAGGGAGCUUUUUGUCUUUCUCUGUCCUCUUUACUGACCAGUUUUCCCCUCUUGGACUUUGAAGGAGGAGUCCAUUGCUUCCAACGUCUUGUAAGGAGGAACACAUCUUCUUGUGAUGUGUCCAGAAGCUGCUGACAUCUGUAGAUGUCAUGUCUUAACUUUUUCCGAUCUCUUCGGUCCUGGGUGGCUGACACCACGCAGAUGCCAGCUAAAACGUCCAUCCCAGAUCCCUGUAAUUUUAGAGGUUUUAAAGACAAUAUUUGUUAUAAUUUAAGAAGUACUUCUCUUUCCUCUCAAAAGUGGUCAUUAAAAAGGCUGUGGUUCUCAGCUGGCAUUAAAAAAAAAAAGCACGGUG